AUGACUCAGGCACAUAAGCGAGAAAGGGAUGACACAGUUAGUGAAAAAGAAUGUAUUAUCCAGAGUAAACCAAGUGCACUUAAAAAGUGUGUUGAUUGCCUAAUAGGAAAGCAGAACAGAGUUUCCUUCAGGAGUUCCCUUCCUUAUAGAAUGAAGAACAUGUUGGAUUUGGUAAACUCAGACUUGCGUGGGCUAAUGCUAAAGUCACUUGGUGGUGCUCCAUACUUUGUGACUUUCAUUGAUGAUCAUUCCAGGAAGAUUGUUGGUGUGAAAGUAGAUGAUGAAGAUAAAGCCCUUAUUCUUCUAAGCUCUCUCCCACAAUCUUAUAAAAGCUUGGUAACAACAUUAACAGUUGGAAAGAAGACUUUAAAGGUGGAGGAGGUUACUACAUUUAUCUUAGAUGAUGAGAAGUUCAAGAAGAUAGGUAGUAGCAAUGAAGGUGGAGCUUUUAUUUCUUGUUCUAGUCGCAAUAGAAGCAAUCCAUAUAAAAACAAUUGGAGAAGAAAUAGUAGAUCAAGUUCGAGACUAUGGAAGGAGUGGUUUGAUGUGAUUGAAGAAAAGAGAGGAGAGAAAGUGAAGCUAGAUAAUGGGUACAAGAUAGAAGUUAAAGUUGUUGGAAGUGUGAAUAUCAAGCUGCAUGAUUCUUUGGGUUAUGGUUAUUCAAUUCAUGGUGGAGUCAUGAGAGUUAGUCGAGAUGCUCUUAUAAUUAUGAAGGGUGAGAAGAUUGGUGCAAAAAAUCUUUAUAAAUUGGAAGGAAGCACAUUGAUUGGAAGAAUGCAAGUUGAGGCAAGAGGCAACACCAACAAUCAAGAGUGCAAGAAACCACGCUGCCAUGAUGAUGAGAGCUCUGCUUUGUUCCAAUUCAAGGAAAGCUUUAUCAUCGACAAUACCUUUGAUGAUUGUUAUCCAAAGGUUGAAUCUUGGAAACUUGUCAAAGGAGAAAGAGGUGAUUGCUGCUCAUGGGAUGGGGUGCAGUGUGAUGAGGAAACUAAUCAUGUUAUCAGCCUUAACCUUGCUAAUAGUUGUCUCUAUGGCUCCAUCAACUCCAACAACACCCUCUUCCGCCUUGUUCACCUCCAUAGCCUUAAUCUAGCCUGUAAUGACUUCAACUUAUCUCAAAUACCAUCCCAAAUAGGCCGCCUCUCAAGGCUGACUCAUCUCAACCUGUCCUUUUCAAGCCUUUCUGGCCAAAUCCCACAACAAAUUUUUAAUCUAUCCAGGUUGAUUUCCCUUGAUCUAUCUCGUUAUCACCAUGGAUUGAAGCUUCACAAUCCUAGUUUCAAAGAUCUAGUUCAACACUUGACCAAUUUGAAAGUACUUCACCUCUCAUCCAUGAACAUUUCUUCAAAGGUACCUGAACUCUUGGCAAAUUUUUCAUCUUUGGAAUCUCUCCGUCUCAGUGGUUGUGCACUUCAAGGUGAAUUCCCAGUUGGCAUUUUUCAGCUUCCAAACCUAAAGAUACUUGAUCUAAGCUACAACCCUGAUCUCAAAGGUUAUUUGCCCCCUUUCCAAUUGAAGAGUGCCCUUAAAUCUUUGAUCCUUUCUGGAUCGAAUUUUGUUGGAGAGUUGCCUUCCUCUUUUGGAAACCUUGCCUACUUAGAAGAACUCGACAUCUACCGUUGCAAUUUCACAGGAAAGAUUCCAUACUCAUUCAGGAACCUUAGCAAGCUUGUUUAUCUUGACCUUUCACGUAAUCACUUUAGCCCAAGUAUUUCUUCAUUCUCUUCGGUUGGCAAUCUAACCAAGAUCACUACUUUGCGACUUGUCGGUCUCAACUUGACAGGUGAGAUCCCAUCUUGGCUCAUGAACCUUACUCAACUUUCUGUAGUAAAUUUGCGUCAAAACCAACUCACCGGUCCUAUCCCAUCUUGGCUUAUGAACCUCACUCAGCUUUCUUUAGUAAAUUUGGGUUUCAACCAACUCACCGGUCCUAUCCCAUCUAGCCUUGCCAAACUGAGCAAACUUGAAAAUGUAUUUUUCUGGAAUAACCAAUUGUCUGGUCAAAUCCCAUUCCAAAUUUACAAUUUAACCUCAUUAUGUAAUUUAGAACUUUCAUCAAAUGACUUGCAAGGCUCAAUUCCAAGCAAUGUUUCUCGACUCAAAAAUCUUGAAGGCCUUGACCUUCAUUCAAACAACUUGGUUGGCUCUGUUGACCUGAGCGCAUUCUUGCAGCUCAAAAAGUUGAGAUUAUUGAUUUUAUCAUUCAAUAGCUUAACAUUGAUCACCAAAAUUAGUACAACUGCCAGCACUCCAAAAUUCCAAGUGUUAGGAUUAGCCUCCUGCAAUCUAGCCGGGUUCCCCAGGUUCUUACAUAACCAAGAUCAGUUGGAAUUUCUAGACCUCUCGUCCAACAACAUACUGGGCAAACUUCCUUCAUGGAUGUGUAGCAUAAGUACAAAUUACUUGGACUAUUUGAACCUUUCUCAUAACCUUUUAACUGGUUUUGAAAAAGAACCAGCUCUUUUUCAAUGGGCUCAAAUACGCAUAUUAGACCUCAGGUCUAAUAGGCUCCAUGGAUCUCUCCCACUUCCUCCAUCAUCCACCUUUUCCUACCUAAUUUCACACAACAAAUUGGUAGGUGAAGUUUCAGCAUUGCUAUGCAAAUUAAGUGCUCUUGAAACUCUGGAUUUAUCUUUCAACAAUUUGAGCGGCAGUCUUCCCCAUUGUUUGGGUAAUUUAAGUGAUUCCUUAUCAUUGUUGGAUCUAAGAAGAAACAACUUCAAUGGAAGUAUUCCUUCAACAUGGAGAACUGGAUGCAAAUUGAGAAUGAUUAGCAUCGGUUAUAAUCAAUUACAAGGGAAAGUACCAAGAACUUUAGCCAAGUGUUCAUCAUUAGAGUUGAUUGAUUUUGGUAAAAACCUUAUAAUUGAUAGAUUUCCUUCUUGGCUACGAAAUCUUCAAGACUUGAGAAUUCUUAUUCUGCGAUCCAAUGGUUUUUAUGGUGUGAUAGACAAACCACAAGCCAAAGGAUUCUCAAAUCUUCGAGUCAUCGAUUUAUCUCACAACAGUUUCACUGGAAAGUUGUCAUCAAUACACUUUGAAAUAUGGGAUGCCAUGAAAGUUAUAAAUGCAAGCCUGAUGACAUAUAUGGGAGAUAGUAUGGGGCCUAACGACUGGUUUCCCGCUGGAGCAUAUUAUGGUCGAUAUGAUUACUCGAUGAUUUUGUAUAGCAAAGGAUUAGAAUUGGAAUAUACAAAGAUCCCAGAUAUUUUAACUGCCAUUGAUUUCUCCUACAACAAAUUUGAAGGAGAGAUACCAGAUAUCAUUGGAAAUCUUCAAAAGCUUUAUUUGCUUAACCUUUCCAACAACUUUUUGAAUGGUCAUAUACCAUCAUCUUUAGCAAAUUUGAAAGCAUUAGAAUGCUUGGACCUAUCAAGGAACAUGCUCUCAGGAAAGUUACCUUCCGAGCUAAGUAAGCUCACCUUCCUUUCUUCUUUUAAUGUUUCUUAUAAUCAGCUUGAAGGACCCAUUCCACGAGGGAACCAAUUUGAUACAUUUGAGAGCAAUCGAUAUGAGGGAAAUAAGGGAUUAUGUGGAUUUCCUUUGAAAAAGAAAUGUGAAAAUUUUGAGGCAUCACCACAAGAGCGUUCAAAUGUUGUAGAAGAUGAUGAUACAGGUUUUGUAUUUAAAUUUAAGUGGAUGAUAGUUUUGAUAGGUUAUGGGAGUGGAUUCAUAUUUGGUGUGGUUGUUGGGCACAAGGUCACCAGAAAGAAACACAAUUGGUUUUUGAAGACUUUUGGAAGGAAACAACAGCACAGAAGUCAAAGGGUGAACAGGAGGAGAAGUAUAAGUUGA
Molecule: messenger RNA, 3795 nt
Organism: Hevea brasiliensis (rubber tree)
Lineage: Eukaryota; Viridiplantae; Streptophyta; Magnoliopsida; Malpighiales; Euphorbiaceae
Product: receptor-like protein 7
Exons: 5
Coding region: 1-3795 (1264 amino acids)
Molecular function (GO): protein binding
Source: RefSeq, a predicted model, not a curated record